AUGGUCAUAGACACAGGCUCUCGUGGCCUCUGUGUCACAUGGAUGCCAGAAUAUAAAUCAGAUUCAUCAACAUGUCGUCUCCUGCAUCAGCUGGCUACUGACUGUACCUUCUCCCUGGACCAGCCUGGUGGCACCCUGGACCUGACGCUAAUCUGUGCCAGGCUCCAAGAGAAGCUGUCACCUCCUUAUAGCUCCCCUCAGGAGUUUGCCCAAGACAUGGGCCGCAUGUUUAAACAGUUCAACAAGCUGACAGAGGACAAGGCCAAUGUUCAGUCCAUCAUCGGUCUGCAGCGCUUUUUCGAGAUGUGUAUGAAUGAAGCUUUUGGUGACACCAAGUUCUCUGCUGUGUUAGUUGAGCCCCCACCACUAAGCCUGCCUGGUGCUGGUCUGGGGGCUGCAGAGCUGUCUGGAGGACCCAGUGAUGGUCUCUGA
Messenger RNA from Elephantulus edwardii (Cape elephant shrew), 432 nucleotides. RefSeq names its product transcription intermediary factor 1-beta-like. The record is from RefSeq and is a predicted model, not a curated record. Gene Ontology annotation, molecular function: protein binding. NCBI's taxonomy places the organism in Eukaryota, Metazoa, Chordata, Mammalia, Macroscelidea, Macroscelididae. The coding region runs from base 1 to 432 and encodes 143 amino acids. The transcript has 2 exons.